GGUCCCCACCAGAAAAUGGAGAAUACUAGCGGGUCUCACACAACCGCUGCUCCACCUCUUUCAAAACAGAAUCCUCGAGGUUUCCAGAGAAAGGAGGAGAGAGAGAGUGAGACUGAGAGAGAAGCCAUGGACGAUGCAAAGAUCUCAGAGCUGAAACAGUUCGUGAGCAGUGUUAAAUCAGAUCCUUCUAUUCUCCACAAUCCAUCUCUAUCCUUCUUCAAAUCAUAUCUCCAGAGUCUAGGGGCUAGAAUUCCGGCAAAACCAGAUAAAUGUGGUUGUGGCACUUCAGACCAUGGGGAACAUGUUGAUGCCAAAAAAACAAAUCUAUGUAGUGAAGAUGACAAGUUUGAGGAUGAUAUUGUUGAGUCUGAUAUUGAAUUGGAUGACACUGAUGUUGUGGAGCCUGAUAAUGAUCCUCCACAAAAGAUGGGAGAUCUGUCAAUUGAUGUAACUGAAGAAAAUCAGGAUGCUGCACAAAUGUUGAAAUCAAAAGCCAUGGAGGCCAUUUCUGGAGGAAAGCUAGAUGAAGCAACAGAUAAUCUAACAGAAGCCAUCAUGUUGAAUCCAAGUUCAGCAAUAUUAUAUGCAACCAGAGCUAGUGUCUAUGUUAAGCUGAAGAAACCAAAUGCUGCAAUCCGUGAUGCUGAUGCAGCUUUAAAGAUCAACCCUGACUCUGCAAAAGGAUAUAAAAUACGAGGAAUGGCGAGGGCCAUGUUGGGCCUGUGGGAAGAAGCAGCAACUGAUUUGCAUGUAGCAUCAAGGCUAGAUUACGAUGAGGAGAUUGCUUUGGUACUUAAAAAGGUUGAACCUAAUGCACGCAAGAUUGAGGAGCAUCGCAGAAAAUAUGCACGGUUGUGCAAAGAGAGGGAGCUAAGAAAAUCUGGGCAUCAGAAGCAACAGCAGCAAGCUCAACCCCAUGAUCCGGAAGCUGCAGCUGCUUUGAAGGAUGGCCAAGUAAUGGCAAUUCAUUCUUCUUCUGAACUGGAAACUAUGUUAAAAGCUGCUUCGAAGACGUCUCGCUUGGCAAUCCUGUAUUUCACUGCAACAUGGUGUGGGCCUUGUCGUUAUAUUUCUCCCGUCUUUACAAGCCUAUCAGGAAAGUACCCAAAAGUUGUUUUCUUGAAAGUUGACAUAGAUGGUGCCCAGGAUGUGGCUGUAAGCUGGAAUGUUAGCAGUGUUCCAACUUUCUUCUUCAUAAAAAAUGGCAAGGAGAUUGAUAAAGUGGUAGGGGUUGACAAAAGUGCACUUGAAACAAAGAUUGCACAAUAUGCAGGCCAAUCUUAAGUAUAUUCUGGGUUGUUUCUUUGAUAAACUUUUCUGUAUACAAUUCCUAUUAUACUUGUUGCACCACUCAAGUCAAGUAGGUGUUACCUUUGUUGUAAUACUCAAGUCAAGUGGAUGUUAUCUUUGUUGUAACGGGUGUUGUUACCUAUGUACGAUUAAUAGAUAAAUAAUGUUCGGAAAUUUGCCACAAAAGAAAAAAAAAAAAAACCAAACUUAGAUUUUGUUUUAAAUCUUCAUUGACAGGAGCAUAUAAAUACAUGUAUUCCGAUACUAUAUGAAUUAUGUAUUAGCUAUGUUCUGAAACUUAAAAGACAGGCAUGGAAGUGGAAAGAGAGAUCAAACACAAAGGUACUGUGGAAACUUCAUUUCCUCUCAUUCUUGGAGUAAAAUCUCAGAACCACGUAGAAGAAGAGGCGGUAAAGAACUCCCCACCCCAACAGGAUAGCAAUAUCAUACCAAAUGUUCUCCCACUGAAGACCCAUGGAGGACAGAAUAUCAUCACCUAUCAAUGUGCAGUUUAUUGAUACAAAUUUGUUGUGCUCUCGGCUGUAGGUCAAGUUACCAAGAGGGCCUGGCGAAAGAUCAGCAGGAGAUCCCUUGUAGCAGUGGGUGCCUUGGAACUCAUUUAUCAGUAAUGCUUCAAACGGGUAUUUGAUUGCAGAAAUGUAAUGGAGCCAGAUCCAGUAGCUGGGUAUUUUAGUUCGCUUCAAGAAGAACCCACAAGAUAGGAAGAAAAGAGCAGUGGUGGCAAUGACGACAGCAUAACCUGUGAUGUAGCUUGGCACCAGUGCGCUAACAAGCAUCACAUAAGCAUUUGUGGUGAUGAGUGAUGCAUAAAGGAUUAGCCAGAAGAAGAUGACGUCGCUUUUCAGGUCGAGUAUAUACCGGGUGAUCAUGGCAAACGUGAGGCCCUGAAUGGCAAAAAACGGGAGGUAGACAAUGAGGGACGAUACGACGUAAGAAGAAGCUCGGUAUGCAUUGUGGGCUGUUUCUCUCAUGAAGAUAAAUCGCUCUUGGAUGAAGGUUGGAACGGCAUCAUUGGAAGAGAAAAAGACAAGACAGACUGCAAAGAUAUAGAAAUUAAGAAGCCGGCUCACUGUCUUCAAGCUAUCGUCUCCCAGGUUUUGGAAGAGAGAAGAGAGGAUGAGAGCCAUAACCAACAGAACGAUCUCACGGGAGAGGAAGAGCUCUGGGGUGCGGAUGAUAUUGAGUAUGUUCCGCCAUGACAGUACUGCUACUUCGCGAAGCCAUGGAUUUGCAAAUUUGGCCCUGUGUUCUGGCUCAUCUAGUACUUCCAUCUUCACCUCAUAGGAAGCUUCAUAUGUUUCUGCAGAAGGGCUGAACACUGGAGUUUUUACGUGGGCAGGUGUCUGCUGAGGUAAUGAGUACCGGCUUGAAACAUAUCUUCUUGGGGCGGCCAUGGGUGUUUUUCCAGGUGUUCGGCCUGGAGUUCUUGCCGGAGUCCAUGUAGGUGGACGACGAGGGGUCCCCUUGACACCAUUAUAGAGCCAAACCGGGAAGUCCUUGUAGAAAUGAGAAGCCAAUCGUGGAUUAUAAGCAGUACUACCAUGCAAAUGCUUUGGUGUUGCGAUUUUUCUUUCAAGGGAGUUGUCAAAAUCAUCAUCGUCAUCAUCAUUGUAAUGAGCAUCUAGCCGAGGAGUCGAAUUCCCAGUCGAAAAUGGUUGGCUUCGGAGACUGAAAAGCUGUGAUGCAGGAGUCUUUCUGUAAGGAGUGUUGGGGGUCUUGGGUGUUUUUGGAAUAGGGGUUCUUGCCACUUGAUCAGGCUUGAUGCCAUCCCGCUGGUACAGAACAAGAGGAUCAACUCCUAUGGUUGAUUCAUCAUACUCUUUGAUCACAUCCAGGAGAUAUUCAAGGCUGUUCUCACCAUCUGGAACUGGUCUUCCGAAUGCAGAGAGGUAGGUAGGAAGAUCAGUUGGUCUUCCAGUAUAUAUCAGUCUGCCCCUGUUGACACAGCAUAUGGGAUCUUAUUAAGCAUCAACUCUCAGGCUUUGAUGUUGAUCAUAGGCUUUGAUUGUGUUUUACCUUGCUAGGACUGUGAUACGGUCGAGGAGCAUCUGGAUUCUGAAAGAUGGUUGGUGUAUGGUCAUGAGGACAAUGCUACCACUUCUUGCAAUGUCCUGAACCUUUUCCACCACACUGUAAGCGCUUGUAGAGUCCAGACCGGAGGUGGGUUCAUCCAGGAACAGCAGCGGUGGCUUGUGGAUUAUAUCAACCCCUAUAGAUACUCUCCGCCGCUCUCCACCGGACACUCCCCGUCUGCCCUCAUUGCCGAUAUAUGUAUGGGUUGCACUCUAUUUGCAGAUCAAUGAAGUUAUCAGCUGUUUUUUUUUGGUAGUUUGCAAAAGAAGACUCAUUCAUAAUUCUCAUACCUGUAAGCCCAGUUGAUCAAUGAGCUCGAAAACUCGUUUUCUCUUCUCUGAUCUGGAAAUUGAAGGAGGAAGCCUAACCUCAGCUGCAAACAUGAGGGUCUCAAAGACUGUCAACAUGGCAAAGAGCUGAUCAUCUUGCAUUACAUAAGAAGAAACCAUCUUCAUAUAGCUUGCGGAAACCUGAAAAACCAUUAAUCCUUACCCCUCAAGACUUCCUCGAGCAAUCCUCCCAGCCAAGGCGUCCAGAAACGUGGAUUUUCCAGCCCCGCUAGGCCCCAAGAUGGCCAUGAUUUCACCUCUAACUGCCUGGCCGGAAAGAUCAUUAAGAAGGUAAACUUCUUUGGUGAUUGUCGCGCCAUCCUUCUUCUGCUGCUUCGGCACACUAUAGGAAAGGUUACUAAACUCCAGGCCUUGGCCUGGAAUCAUUUUCCGGGGUUCAUGCGUGACAGCCUGGUUCUCAAUUUUCACCGACUUGUCCAUGACCAGCAGGGUUUCCAGGUUUCUGUUUCUCCCCGUCCUACUGAACUUCGCCAUUGGGCUGACGGCAAUGAAGCAGUUUCAGCCUCUUUGGGUUUUCUGAAUCCGGGUUUUCUUAGUUUAUAGAGCUAAGUUUUGAGCUGGGGGUGAUGUUAUAAAUUGAGGAGAGAUGAGGUGUUAAGUAUUGACAAGAGCUGCGACGGUUAAAAUCAUGAAAAGGAAGAAAUCUGUAGGGUUGUGGACAAAGGCAAAGGAGAAUGGACCAUCGGGCGGCAACACUAAUGUUGAAGCUUCAAGAAGCUUUUCAUGCUCUUAGUUGGUUUGCUUUGAGUUUUCCGCUUGGUAGUUUUGUUUCAUUCAGAGCUAGCAUAGGAACCUGUUUAUUUAUUUGUAUUAAUUCCUCUUACUAAUGGUUCAUCAGUUCAAUAAGAUGAAAGCCCAGAAAUGAGUGGAGAAUGGA
Vitis riparia (riverbank grape) is the source of this 4611-nucleotide messenger RNA. Its product is annotated as TPR repeat-containing thioredoxin TDX. Lineage: Eukaryota; Viridiplantae; Streptophyta; Magnoliopsida; Vitales; Vitaceae. The coding region runs from base 16 to 1284 and encodes 422 amino acids. Gene Ontology annotation, molecular function: protein dimerization activity; Hsp70 protein binding. The record is from RefSeq and is a predicted model, not a curated record. The transcript is spliced from 11 exons.